GCUAGCAACACGCGUCUAGCCUAGGCCCCUCCGUUUUGUUCCAGAUAUAGCACCCACCUCAACACCGCUUAUGCAGUCUGGAUUGAUUUUGUUGCUUCAACCCGACAAGCUCUUCUUCGACAAUUUCGAAAAGGAUUAUCGAGGCUGCCGCGUUCGCUCAGGAUAUCACGAUGACUGACCAGAAAAAGGAAAAGGAUACCUUUCAUUUCGUGGCGUUUCAAGAUCCUUCGAAUGCCGCAGCCCGGAAGUCGUUAGAAAAGUCCCGAGCACGGGCUCACGCCGCUCGAGUAACACAUUCGAGGAGAAAAGCAAAGCGUGGGCAGACCGUUGUCAAAUGGAUCAUCGAGGGCUCCGGCUCUCAUGAAGACAACACUCCAAAGCCCGAGAAAGACAAGGUCCAGGUAACUGAAUUCAAGAUCAGCCCGCUCUCAUACCUUUCGCAAGACAAGGUCGACCCUUUCGGAUCGAACCCCCACACCGCAUUGCCGAGAUAUCUGCAAUCAAUUCUUGAUUACGCCUAUGAGAGUAUACACCCGAAGCUAAUAACUGUCGCCUCGGUGAAUGAUGUGUCGACGGUCAAAAUAGCCUGGAAACGCAUCGGACAAGAGUGGCCAUUGAUGUUCCACCUGCAAGUUGCUUCUGCGGCGAACCUCGUCCGCGCAGGCGCUGACAACGAGCGAUUUCCCAACAAGAUCGAGGUGCUGCGACUGAGACACCAGGCUCGUGGGUUAGCUCUGGUUACGAAGGAGCUUCAGAACCUCAAAGGUCCGGCACCCGAUUCAUUGAUCAUGGCAUUGAUCAUGGUUGCAAACCUGACCGACCCCAAUCCGGCCCAAUUUCCAGAAACGUUUCGGCCCUCUCCCUUGGCGACUGCUCAAAAUCUACACCUCUAUGCUAGACUUACAGUGAUACCUUCUAUGAUCCAAGCACUAAUGGAAGUUGUCGUCAAACGUGGCGGGAUAGAAGCUAUGCAACAAUAUGGACUCCGACAACUUCUUCAAUUCGCCGACCUGAUGGUCAGCUCGAGGCUCGGUAUGCCACCUUCUUUUCCGUGGGUGCUUCCAACCUUCUCCAUUCUCAAAGGACCGAAGUAUCAGCCUGACCAUGAUGCCGUCAUGAUGUCAAUGGUGGUGGGCACCGGCUUCAAACAAUUAGACCCAAUAGGUAUGGAGCUGGCAAACGCUUUGAGGGCUGUAGGCGAUGUCACUGUCGCUCUGGACCAUUACCAAGAGCGCCGUCCAAACGGCCCGAAUCUGACUGAUAUAGUCAAUGCGGCGAAUGAAGCUCACCACAAGCUAUCAAGUCUUAGGCCUAGGAUAACUCUCGAUCCGCAAAAGGCCGAUUAUUUGUGGAAUCUUUGCCGCGUGGCUGGUCUCAUCUACAGCGAUUUGGUAUUGUUUCCCCUGCCACCCACGACCGGUGCCAGACCUCGGAUGGCUGGAGAGCUUCGCGUUGCAAUGGAAAAUUUCGAGGUGUUCCAGGCAGAAGAAACUGCUCAUCUUGACCAGAGCACCAAAACAGAGGAUUACACCUGUCUGGUGAUGUGGGCGUUGAUGCUCGGAGGUCUUGCUGCGCUAAACACACCCCACAAGCGAUACUUUGUUCAGAAGAUGCAGGAAUACGUGGUCCGAUGGCCAUAUGCUACCGACUGGACUGCCUACACAAGUCUUAUGGCGACAUAUCUGUGGUGGGACUACAUAUUUGCAGAGCCGGUGGCAAAGCUAUGGACAGAGGUUACCUUGUCCGUCACGGACAUGCCGCCCCAAGACUCUUUAUUUACACACCACAAUGACGACCCUUCUCCGUCGGACGGGACACCGGUCCUGCAAACCCAACAGAACAAUGCGACUAGCCUCCAUCCACUGACCGGUAUACCGACCCCGAGUUCUAUUGCGUGACCUCCGCAUCUGCUUAGGAAGGUUCAGUCGAGACUAUGGUCUGAUCUUCAUGACACCACAAUAUCUGCAUCAAGCAUUUAUUGACUUGAUGAUGCUGUCUACAAACAUAUCAGGCUGGCUAAGGAAGGGCGAAUGUCCCGCUCCACACCUAAAUUCUUGCACGUCCAAACCUGAUUGCUUCACCAUCAUCUCCUGCAUGUGGAGUAGGAGAGCUUGGUCAUCUUCACAGUACAGGUACGUCACUGGAAUACCGGCAUAUGCGACCUGGGUCAACGGCGUCUUCGUCGCGACGCAGCAAUGGUGUCUCAACUUCGACACCCAACGCUUCUGUUCUUCCGCUGGCAGAUCAUUGUAGAACACUUGCUCGGGAGUGGUGGCGUUGGUGCUACCGUCUUCCUGAAGACCCCAAAAGAGUUAGGAUUGUUGGAGGAAUACAGACAACGCCUAUACUUGCCUCUUCUUUGACCCACGGCGGCAGACCACCGAGCCCAGCAACUAGAGACUUUCCCAGAGGCAGAAGAAAGGCACAGGCAUAAAACAAACGGACUAUGCCGCCUGUCUGGCCUCGCUUCAGCCUCUCAGUUUUCCCUAACCCGGCGGCAGCUUGCGUCCCCACCAUACCGCCAUACGAAUGCAUCACCAAUACAACCUCUUCCCCUUGCUCGACGAAUUGCUCCAAUUCAGUCCGGACAUAUGCUGCGUCGUCGUAUAAGGUUGUCGUCGCGGGAUCUGCUCCUGUGGAGGGCUGUUGGGGACAGAUGGUGGUAUACCCACGCGUCUCGAGCUUAGAUUUAACCGGCUCGAAGUGUGCCGGACCGUGCCAUGCUCCGUGAAGGAUGAAUAUCACCGGUUUAGACGCCAUCUCGAGCUCGCUCACUCUUGGACAAGUGAUGAGACUUUGACAUAUCGCAAGGGGCUGGAGGAGUCUUAUAUGUACCACAUCCCUGUCUUCCUUCUGUGUCAAAUCACCUCUGAGGGCCAGAUCUGAGCCUCCAAUGAAUGGUGUAUCCGUAACAACGCUCGCACCGUCCCUUACCUCUUCUCAGUCUCUGCUGCAGG
Messenger RNA from Cladophialophora immunda, 2957 nucleotides. RefSeq lists its product as uncharacterized. Lineage: Eukaryota; Fungi; Ascomycota; Eurotiomycetes; Chaetothyriales; Herpotrichiellaceae. The coding region runs from base 171 to 1898 and encodes 575 amino acids. The transcript has 3 exons. The record is from RefSeq and is a predicted model, not a curated record.